This is a messenger RNA of Camellia sinensis, 1693 nucleotides long. RefSeq names its product tudor domain protein (DUF1767). The record is from RefSeq and is a predicted model, not a curated record. Lineage: Eukaryota; Viridiplantae; Streptophyta; Magnoliopsida; Ericales; Theaceae. Gene Ontology annotation, cellular component: nucleus.
AUCAACUUUCUCUCUCUCUCUCUCACACACACACACACACACACACACACACACGGUUCAAAGAUCGUACACCUGAAGGGCGCUAACAAUGGAGGCCUCGUCUUCUUCAUUGGCUGCUUCGGAAGGUCUGAUUCGAACCCUAAUAAGCAGAGGGUGGUGCUUCGGAGACCUGGAAAAGGUGAAAGCCCUCAUCGUAGUUCAAUGGGCUUUGUAUGGAGAGGCAUGUACCGUUGAUUCGGUUGAAUCAGAGCUCGCAAACAUGGACUUGCGUGAAAUCGGUGGCAAAUCAUUACCUGAUCCUUCUGUCCUCCGCAAGGCUUCUCAUUUCCAAGGCCCCAAAGUCCUUCAGAUUUCCUCCACGAGGGACAUAUCUCGAAGCAGUAUAGCUGAUAAUUCAGGAAAUUCAAAUAAUCAGCGUCUUUUGAGAUUGACUCUUACAGAUGGGCAUUCUGAGAUCACUGCUAUAGAGUACUUUCAUAUACCAUCAAUUUCUGAUGAUGUCAUUCCUGGCACUAAGGUUCGUUUGGAAAAUAAGGCUGCAGUACGUGGUGGUAUUGUGUGUUUGAAUCCUAGAGUGAUAACUGUAUUAGGUGGUGUGGUUCAGUCACUGUAUGAAGAAUGGCAGAUGAACCAAAAAUAUUCAGGUUUCUCCCGUUCAUCCUUAAGAAUAUCAAAGGAAAGUGACAACGGUGGUCCUCCACCAUUUGAGAAGUUGCAAAUUGGUGCACUUUCACGUCAACGGCCUCAAGGAAGAUCUUCUCAGUAUUCUGGGUCAACCUCCAAAAGUUCCAAGCCUACUGUUCUGGCAAAAGACGGAAGUUCUGAAUCUAGGCUCCAUAACUUUGAUUCAAAGGCAGGUGGCGUGGAUAACAAUGUAAAAUCAGCUUCUAGCACUGAAAGAACUGAAGAAAAGCCAGGUAGCUCUGAAGAAAGACCAAAAGAAGUGGUUGAAUCUGUACCCAUUCAAAAUCAAGCGGCUGCACAAAAGCUCCUACAGAGAAUGAAUCAGCCAAACCGGGAUGAUCGUCAUUCUAGAGGUCAAAGACAUAGAGGAAAGGGGAAAGAGGAAGACACGCCAGUUUUCACUUUAGAUGAGUGGGAAAGGAGAAAAGCAGGGGGAAAUCCUUUAAUGAGAGCUGAACUUCCCAAUGUUAACCAAGAUGAGGAUCUUGCAUGGCAACUUCAAAGCCAAUUCGAUUUGGAAGACCUUCCUAUGCAAAGAGGCCCUAAUGACUCGGAGGCAGAGAACUUGAAAAUGAGCAUGUUCAAUUUUCAAAGAGGUGAUGCUGACGACCAUGAUAGAGCAGGAUUCAGAGGGAGGGGAAGGGGAAGGGGAAGGGGAAGAGCUAGAGGAAGAGGAAGAGGGAGGGGGAGAGGUUGAUUCGGUUGAAUGUUUACGUCUUAUUUUUCAUUGUGCAGGUAAUUCUUUGUGGUCUGUAUGCAUUUAACCAAGCGUUAAUUUGAGCUUCAAAGUUGCUAUGCAUCAGAGAAAUUUAUGUUUAGUUAAUUGCAUUUGUUUUUGUUGCUUUGCUCAACAGUUCCCUUGUUCUUGUGGAAGGCUUGAUUGUCCAUUAAAAUGGGAAAGCAGAAAAAAUAGUUUUGUAGUCUGGAUUUGCUUUUGAUUCUUUGUCAUCAUAGGUACAUAUUUACUUUGAUUAUAUGUUGAAACAUUUAUGCUUCUAGCUUGUUAAAA